Molecule: messenger RNA, 2002 nt
Organism: Myripristis murdjan (pinecone soldierfish)
Lineage: Eukaryota; Metazoa; Chordata; Actinopteri; Holocentriformes; Holocentridae
Gene: chrna9a
Product: cholinergic receptor, nicotinic, alpha 9a
Exons: 7
Coding region: 191-1861 (556 amino acids)
Biological process (GO): monoatomic ion transmembrane transport
Cellular component (GO): postsynaptic membrane
Molecular function (GO): acetylcholine-gated monoatomic cation-selective channel activity; transmembrane signaling receptor activity
Source: RefSeq, a predicted model, not a curated record
ACUAACAACUAGUGAAGCAUUCAGAGCUUCUGACAGGAUGUUAGAUUUUUAGACUUUUCUGUGUUCUCGGCACGCACAUCCUGAAAAUGCAAUGGAGCUCAGACUAAAGUGACACUUUGCAUCGGGACCCGGGCUGUCUUGGUGACUGCUAUAUUGAAUAAUUGAUCCCUCGGCUUGUGACUGGCUGAAAAUGAGGAAGGCAGCUCUGAUGGUGUGGAUCAGCCUGCUGGUGCAAGUGUCUCAUGCUGCCCAGGGUCAUUAUGCCCAAAAACUUUUAAAUGACCUCAUGGAGAACUACUCCAAUGCUCUGAGACCUGUAGAGGACACAGACAAGGCCCUCAACGUCACCCUGCAGAUCACUCUGUCACAGAUCAAAGAUAUGGAUGAGAGGAAUCAGGUGCUGACUACCUACCUGUGGAUCAGGCAGAAGUGGCACGAUGCCUACCUGAAGUGGGACAAGGAGGACUACGAUGGGCUAGAGGAGAUCCGCAUCCCCAGUGACCUGGUUUGGAGGCCAGACAUCGUCCUGUACAACAAAGCCGAUGAGGAGUCGUCAGGCCCUGCCGACACUAAUGUGGUGCUGCGUUACAAUGGUGAGAUCACCUGGGACUCUCCAGCCAUCACCAAGAGCUCCUGUGUGGUCGAUGUCUCCUACUUCCCCUUCGACUGGCAGAAGUGCAAUCUCACCUUCGGCUCCUGGACCUACAAUGGCAACCAGGUGGACAUCACCAUGGGCAUGGACAGCGGUGACCUGUCAGACUUUGUGGAUAACGUGGAGUGGGAGUGCCUUGGCAUGCCGGCAGUUAAGAACGUCAUCAUGUAUGGCUGCUGUUCCGACCCUUAUCCUGACAUCACCUACACUCUGCUCCUGAAGCGCCGCUCCUCCUUUUACAUCUUCAAUCUCCUCUUGCCCUGCUUCCUCAUCUCAUUCCUGGCCCCGCUGGGCUUCUACCUGCCGGCAGACUCAGGGGAGAAGGUUUCCCUGGGGGUCACAGUGCUGCUGGCACUCACUGUCUUCCAGCUGAUGGUGGCUGAGAGCAUGCCUCCCUCUGAGAGCGUGCCCUACAUAGGGAAGUACUACAUAGCUACCAUGACUAUGAUCACAGCCUCCACCUCCCUGACCAUCUUCAUCAUGAACAUUCAUUUCUGCGGCGCUGAGGCUAAACCAGUCCCCCACUGGGCCAAGGUGCUCAUCAUAGACUACAUGUCCAAGAUCUUCUUUGUCUAUGAGGUGGGGGAGAACUGCACUACACCGGAAAGCGAGAGAAUCCCACCCUACUCCGAUGAACCCAUGGGUGAGAAGAGCUGUUACCUUGACGACCGCUUCCACGACAACCUCUACCACGACAGUAACCCGUACCAGUACAGCAACGGCCACGGCCCGUAUCACCACAGCAAGCACCACCAAAACCACAACAACCUCCGCCAGGCCAACGGCCAUGCCAACAACAGCCGCCACCAUUACAACAACCACAACAACCACGCUACCAGAGGAGACAGGGGCGAGGGCAAGAGAGAGCCCCCGCGACGCUACCACCACAUCAGACGGGACGAGCUGGACUACCAGGCCCCUCCUCUACGUAACCUCCAGCAUCUGAACGGGGCGCUGAAGGAACAGCUGCUUUUUGCCUCCGAGAAACUUCCCAUCCCAGCUUGCCCCUGCAGCUGCCCCUGCCCACAACACAAACAGGUGAUGAAGAAUAUCCAAUACAUCGCCAACUGCUUCCGCGAACAGAGAGCGACUAACGCCAAGGGAGCAGAAUGGAAGAAAGUUGCCAAGGUGAUGGAUAGGUUUUUCAUGUGGAUCUUCUUCAUUAUGGUUUUCCUGAUGAGCAUCCUCAUCAUCGCCAAAGCCACCUGACAGCCUCUUCAUCUUCAUCAUCGUAUCUGACGUCAUCCUCACUAUCACUGCUGGACCCCAGUGCUACCCAAGAGUCACCUCAUGUCCAGUUUACUCCAAUGUAAAAAUGUGUAAUGAUGAAUCAAAUAAUAAUAAGUUUUG